Molecule: messenger RNA, 749 nt
Organism: Brassica rapa (field mustard)
Lineage: Eukaryota; Viridiplantae; Streptophyta; Magnoliopsida; Brassicales; Brassicaceae
Product: 40S ribosomal protein S24-1
Biological process (GO): translation
Cellular component (GO): ribosome
Molecular function (GO): structural constituent of ribosome
Source: RefSeq, a predicted model, not a curated record
GUAAAGAAAAGAAACCCUAAAAACUGAAAGUGAGAGCCAUAUAUAAUCAGCUAGGGUUUCCGACAGCUGCUGCUUCUCUUUCUUCAAAGGCUGCAGCGUGAGAGAAACCUCGUCGAUUUUCACAACCGGAGAGCUCUGAGGAAUCGCAGCAGCCAUGGCGGAGAAAGCAGUCACUAUCAGGACCAGGAAGUUCAUGACCAACAGGCUUCUCUCCAGGAAGCAGUUUGUUAUUGAUGUUCUUCACCCAGGAAGAGCUAAUGUCUCAAAGGCUGAGCUCAAGGAGAAGUUGGCAAGGAUGUACGAGGUUAAGGACCCAAAUGCAAUCUUCGUUUUCAAAUUCAGAACCCACUUUGGAGGUGGCAAAUCAUCUGGGUUUGGUUUGAUCUACGACAAUGUCGAGAGUGCCAAGAAGUUCGAGCCCAAGUACAGGCUCAUCAGGAAUGGACUUGACACCAAGAUUGAGAAAUCAAGGAAACAGAUUAAGGAGAGGAAGAACAGGGCCAAGAAAAUCCGUGGUGUUAAGAAGACCAAGGCUGGUGACCCCAAGAAGAAGUGAGGAGAUGUUGAAGAGCCAAGGCGCAUUUUGGGUUUUUAUUCCGCAUCAUCCCUUCUUUUAUGCCCAUAUUUGCUUCUCAUUGUCACACUCGUUCUAUCUUGUUUUGGAUUAUGCUUUAAGCGAUAGAGAAACCUUGUGCUAAAGAUUUUGCUGAAUACAUUUUUAUUUUAAAACUCCCUUCCUUGUUGCUUCC